AUGAAGGGGCUGGUGCUGGCGCUGCUGGUCGUCCUGGCAGGCGGGCAGAAGCGGGACCUCGAGCCCGUCUUCCGUGCUGGCCAGACCUACCACUACAGCUACGAGGGCCUGGUGCUGCAGGGGCUGCGGGGCGGCGGGGCGGCGGUGGCCGGCGUGCGGCUCCGCUGCCGGCUGGAGGUCGGGCGCCUGGCCCGCGCCGACCACGCGCUCAGGAUUCAAUCACCAAAGCUGGAAGAAUACAAUGGAUUCUGGCCCAGGGACCCAUUCACCCCAGCUUCAAAGCUCACAGAGACCAUUGCUUCAUGUUUCACCCAAGCCUUUAAGUUUGAAUAUAGUGAGGGAAGGGUUGGAAGUAUUUAUGCCCCUGAAGGCUGUCCCAUCAUGUGUAUUAACAUAGUGAGAGGAAUUCUGAACAUGAUGCAGAUAACCAUCAAAAAGUCACAAAAUGUGUAUGAAUCACAAGAGGCUGGGAUUGAAGGCAUCUGCCAAACCAGAUAUGUUAUCCAGGAUGACAGCAAGAAUAAUCGUGCCACCGUAUCCAAAAGUAAGGAUCUAACUGACUGCCAGGAUAAAGCAGUGAAGAACAUAGGAAUGGCUUACAUCCGCCCUUGUCCUACCUGCCCCUUGAAAGUCAGAAAUAUUAGAAGUACAGUGAUGUUCACUUACAAGAUGAAGUAUGAUGACAGCGGGGCCUUGAUGACAUCUGCUGUGUCUGAACAAAUGUAUCAGAUUGCUCCGUUCAAUGAACCUGAUGGUGUUGCUGUCAUGGAAGCAAGACAAGAAUUGGCUUUGGUUGACAUUAAAAGCACUCCCAUAAGUCCACCAGAAGCUCAACUGCACAACCAUGGGAAUCUCCAUUACCAUUUCUCUGGAGAACUAGUCCAGAUGCCAAUCCAUCUAAUAAAGAUAAAAAACCCAGAAUUGCAGUUAACAGAAAUACUGCGACAAUUAGUUCAAUAUAAUGAAGAAGGAUCCAGUAAAGAAGCUUCAACCAAAUUCUUACAGAUGAUCCAGCUUUUUCGCCUAGUGACCCUUGAUCAAAUUGAGUCUUUGUGGGCUCAGUUUGCAAAUGAACCUCCUUACAGGCACUGGUUUCUGAGUGCAAUCUGUGCUGCUGGAGCUACUGACACAUUCAAAUUCCUUAAACAAAAAAUUCAUCAUGAGAAGCUGAACAUCUGGGAAGCAGCUGUGACUCUCCCGCUUGCCUUCCAUUUCGUUACACCCAACGAGCAAACCCUAGAAAUCGCAUCAACUUUUCUGACAUGUCCCCAAAUCCAGAAAGCACCAAUGCUUCGAAUACUUGUUUACCUGGGGUAUGGCUGCAUGGUAAAUAAAUACAGUGCUCAGGCUUCAUUUUUGCCUAAUGAACUUCUUCAGCCGCUCCAUGACCUUGCUACUGAAGCUGCCAGCAAGGGCCAUGCUGAAGAUAUGGCCUUGGCUCUGAAAGCCAUAGGCAAUGCAGGAGAGCCAGCCAGUAUCAAACGCAUCCUGAAGUUUUUGCCAACAUUUUCGCCUGCUGCAGCUGCAUUCCCAAACAGAAUUCAUGCUGAUGCUGUGUUGGCCUUGAGAAAAAUUGCCAGAAAAGACCCUGCAAAAGUAAGAGAAAGCUUGCUCCAGAUCUUUAUGGACAAUUCACUUGCUCCUAAUGUCCGAAUGGUGGCUUGUGUUGUCCUCUUAGAAACUAAGCCUGCUCUUCCAACUGUAACAGCUAUGGCCAGCUCACUACUAAAGGAGACCAGCUUACAGGUAGCCAGUUUCACAUACUCACACAUGAAGGCUUUGGCAGUAGGCAGGAUCCCACAGCUCUAUAAUCUAUCUGCUGCUUGCAACAUUGCCAUUAAGCUACUAAGCCCCAGACUUGACAGGCUGAGCUAUCGUUACAGCAAGGUCAUUCAUGUCGGCGGUUAUUCCAGUCAAUAUGAGGCAGGUGCAAUUUGGAGGGUCUAUCUAAUGAACAGUCCUGGCACUGUGUUUCCAUCUGAUAUAAUCACAAAAGUAAGAGGAUAUUAUGCAAAUACUGCAACGGAUAUUGUUGAGGUGGCUCUCCGAUCACAAAGCCUAACCAAUAUUAUUAGGAAACAUAAUAUUCCCUUUACUGAAUAUGAUACAUACAAGACACUGAAAGAACUUGGUAAAACGCUUCUGGGGUGGAAAGAAUUGCCUCCUGAAGACCCUCUGGUAUCUGCUUAUGUGAAAAUACUUGGCCAGGAGAUUGCCUUUGUUGACAUUGGUAAAGAUGUUAUUCAGCAGGCUGUGACGAGCCUAACCGAAUCAUCAAACUGGCAGCCAGUGGUAACAAAAGUGAUGGAUGAGGCCCGACGAGGAGUUUCCGGACGAUGGAUCCUCCCAGGGAUGGUGGCUGAGCUGCGGCACAUCAUCCCCACAGCCGUGGGCCUACCUCUGGAGUUCAGCCUGUGCGGUGUCACCCUGGCCCAGACUGCGGCCACUGUUGAUACGCAGAUGUCACCACCAUUAUCUGGCAAUUUUAGACCUUCCCAGUUGCUGGAAGCCAACAUGGAGGUUCAUGCUGAUAUCAAGCCAAAAGUAUAUUUUCAUGUGAUUGCAAUGAUGGGGAUUAAUACACAAUAUUUUCAGAAUGGUCUUGAAUUUCAUGCAGAGUUCAGUGCCAACACUACAAUGAAAUUUGAUGCCAGGAUAAACUUGAAAGAGAAAAGUUUUAAGCUGGAAACCACUCCCUGCCAUCAGGAGGUUGAGCUAGCAGCUGCAAGGAGCGAAGUUUAUGCUAUUUCAAGAAAUGUAGAAGCAGCAGAUUCAGAAAAGAGAACCCAUAUUCUCCCUAAAGGAGAAGUACCAAGUAUCCCUGAGCAGAGGUUUCAGUCAUCAGAAAUAUCUGCGACAGACAGAUGUGAGAAGCAAAGAAAUAUUCCUAGUGUGAUAUCAAAGGGAUACCAGCAAGGUUCAGAAGAGGAACAUCACCGCAGUGUAGGAGGAAGAUUUUAUGCACGCACUUUCUGUAGCAAAUUAGCUAGUUUGGGAUGCUAUGCUUGUCUCAGCCUAAAAUCACGAGAUUCUGCUUUCUUAAGAAAUACGUACCUGCACAAAUUAGUUGGAGAACAUGAAGCCAAAAUAGUUUUGAAACCAGUUCAUACAGAUGCUGAUAUUGACAAAAUACAGCUGGAGAUUCAGGCAGGAUCCACAGCAGCUUCCAAAAUAAUUGACGUGGUAAGCUCAGGGUCUAAGGAAGAGGAUGCAUCAUCUCCAUAUGAGGACAUUCAAGCUAAACUAAAGAAGAUUCUAGGCAUUGAAAAAGUGUUCAAGGUCGCAAAUAAAACACGGCACCAUAAGAAACGGGUUCAUAGUAAAGACAAGACUGAAGUUACACAUCUCUGGAUAGAGCCCAGUGCAGCCCCCUUCUCCAGUUCAUCCUCUUCUUCCACUGCUUCCUCUGUUGAUGGUAAAGAGCCCAGAAAUGAACAGGAGAAAAAUGCAGCAAGACAAUCUGGAAGGAAACAUGGCAGCAGGAGCAGCAGCAAGGGCAAUGAUAGCAGCAGGAGCACCUCUGGCUCUGCUAGCACUAAAAUCUGCAGCAGCAGCAGCAGCAGCAGCAGCAGCAGCCGCAGCGGAGAGGAUCAUUCUGCAGAUAAGCACUGCAGCAGGGACAGUGCAUAUUCCAACCUACAGGCAAAUCUAGCUAUUUACCAGUUUUGGUUCAAGCCAACUGACGAACAGGAUCCAGAAAGGAAAGUCCUAAACAGCAGCAGCAGCUCCUCUUCUUCUUCAGCUAGUGAUGAAGGCAUCUCUAGAGCCAUAUCUCAGCCUAAAUUCUUGGGAGACAUUAAACCACCAACACUGGCUGUAGUUCUUCGUGCCAUCCAAAAAGAUGAGCACCAGGCAGGAUUCCAGCUUGUGCUAUACACUGAUAUACAGCCCAUGAGAUCUAGGAUACAGAUGUUUGUUUCAAGCAUCGCAGGAUCAAGCAGAUGGAAACUCUGUGCUGAUGCUUCAGUAAUAAAUUCCCAAAAAGCAUUGGGGUCUCUGAAAUGGGGUCAAGAUUGCCGGGAGUACAAGAUUGCUACUAAGAUUGCAACAGGGCAAUUUGCUUCUCAUCCAGCUGUGCAGAUGAAGCUAAAGUGGCCAAAAGUACCUUCACGAAUCCGAAGAGCUGCAAGAUGGUUCUACACAUUUGUUCCAGGAGCUGCAUAUAUGCUUGGGUACUCCCAAAGGCAACAGCGCAGUCCUUCUCGACAGGCAACUAUGGUUAUAGCUCUGACGUCUCCAAGAACCUGUGAUGUGGUUCUCAAGCUACCUGAUCUCACAAUAUAUGACAGAGCCAUAAGGCUUCCCCUGCCAUUCCCUUCAAGUCCAAGUACACUAGCUUCAACACUACCAUCCUCUGACUGGAACUUCAUUUCCCAAGCAGCAUUUUCAAUCAUUGAAAAUCUUAAAGCUCGUUGUUCAGUUUCCCAAAAUAUGAUCACAACCUUCAAUGGAGUUGAAUUUAACUAUUCAAUGUCUGCAAAUUGCUACCAUGUCUUGGCUCAGGAUUGUAGUCCAGAACUGAAAUUCCUGGUGAUGAUGAAGAGACCUGAAGAGUCUGCUGACCUUAUAGCAAUAAAUGUCAGACUUGCCAGUCAUGAGAUUGACAUGUAUGUUUCCAAUGGACUUAUCCAGUUGAAGAUAAAUGGUGUUCAAGCUCCAAUGGAUGUUCCAUACACGUCUAAUUCUGAUGCAAGCUUGCUGAUCAGCAGUGAAAAGAAAGGCCUGUCAUUAAAAGCCCCCGACUAUGGCAUAGAUAAGCUAUAUUAUGAUGGCCAUAUACUUGAGAUUCACAUUGCUUUCUGGAUGGCUGGAAAAACAUGUGGUAUUUGUGGAAAAUAUGAUGGUGAGAAGGAAAGGGAAUAUCAAAUGCCUAGUGGAUAUUUAGCUAAAGAUGCAGCGAGUUUUGCUCAGUCUUGGAUUGUCUCAGAAGACCCUUGUGCUGGAGCUUGCAAGCUGCAGCGCAAACUUGUGAAAAUUGAGAAGCCUGUUGGAUUUGAAAACAAGGCCUCAAAAUGCUACUCUGUUGAGCCAGUUUUACACUGCACAGAAGGCUGUUUAGCAACCAAAAUUGUUCCUGUGUCUGUUGGUUUCCACUGUGUACCAGCUGACUCGGCUCUCAACGUGGAAGAACAGACUAAGUUAGACCAGAAAUCCGAGGACUUAGUGAGCACAGUUUACGCCCAUACAGCAUGUUCUUGCAAACAGCAGUCCUGCCCAGCAUGACGCUCCCUCACACGGGAUCCAUUUGUCUG
Molecule: messenger RNA, 5252 nt
Organism: Dromaius novaehollandiae (emu)
Lineage: Eukaryota; Metazoa; Chordata; Aves; Casuariiformes; Dromaiidae
Product: vitellogenin-2-like
Exons: 35
Coding region: 1-5223 (1740 amino acids)
Biological process (GO): response to estradiol; cellular response to estrogen stimulus; lipid transport
Molecular function (GO): lipid carrier activity
Source: RefSeq, a predicted model, not a curated record